AUGGCACUUGAAGAGGAUCUGUCGUGUCCCGUGUGUACGGAGCUCUUCCGUGAGCCCGUGUUAUUGAGCUGUGGACACAGUUACUGCCGUCGGUGUAUUACCGAUCAUUGGACGACGAGCCGGUCCAGAAGCUGUCCGGUCUGUCGCCAGCUCUCCCCGCACGAGCCUCUCUCCAAUCUGAGCCUUCGCAACGCCUGCGAGACGUACGUGAAAGAACGCAGAUCCGGCAAACAGAAGGAUAAAGGUCUGCUGUGUCAAAUACACGGAGAGAAAGUUCAGCUCUUUUGCCAAACAGAAGAACUGCCCAUAUGUGCGGAGUGUAAAAAACACGAGCACAAAUACCACAAAACACAAACUCUGCCGCAAACUGUGCGCCUGCGCAAGGGGAAGCUUAAAGCAGCUCUACGUCCAGUUGAGAAGACCCUAUUAUCAUUACAGAAUGGUACAUCACAGGAUGGUGAAAUCUCUAAAUACAUUCAGACUCAAACUCGGCAGACUGAAAAGAAACUCAAGGAAGAGUUCAGGAAGCUUCAUCAGUUCCUCAAAAGGGAGGAGGAAAGCAGGAUAGCUGCUCUGAAUAAAGAAGAGAAAGAAAAGAGAGGAAAGAUGGAGAGAAGAAUAAAGGGAAGAAUACAGUCACUCUCAGAUAUGAUCAGAGAGGUGGAGGAGGAAAUCAUGGAUGAUGACAUCAACUUCCUUCAGAAUUACAACAGCAUUAUGAACAGAAUUGAGUACACAAUCCUAGAUCCAUGGUUGUGUUCAGAAGCUUUAAUUGAUGUUUCUAAACAUCUGGGAAACCUGAAGUACAACGUGUGGGAGAAGAUGAAGGACAUCUGCCCUUAUUAUCCCAUGACUCUGAACCCAAACACAGCUGCACCAUGCUUCUCAGUAUCUGAUGAUCUGACCUCUGUGACCUUGUGUGUUCAUCAACAGGAUGAUCCCAACCCUCUUGGUUUUGUACAACGAGUCAUUGCCACUUUACCAUGAUAGGAUAAAAAUGAAGCAGCCUAGAAAUCGCGCUGGAAAUUAAAAUGCCAGGUACUUGUCUCCUUUGUUUUUUCUUCUUUUUAUGCUGGAGACAAGUUAUGAUUAAAAUGAACAGUAGAUGUUGUUUCGGUUUGUUAGCCUUUGCUUCAGCGUGUGUUUUCCCAGCCGUCGUCAAUCGAUGAUGUAAAACUGCGGAUGCGUUUGUUUGCGUGCGUCCGAUUUUUAAAAGUCUUUAAACUCGUACAAUCUGACAUUGAUGGAAACUGAGAUCAUAUAGCGUGACAUGAACUUAAUUACGAUCUUAAUCGCACAGUGUGGCAAGCAACAAUCCUAAAAGACAGAGUGUAUACCGGGCUUUAAACAUGAGUUUAACCAGCAGGAGACUUGACUUAGACUCUAAAUACUCGUCUGAACUAAUAAUGACUUAAUUUAUCAAUAAAUUAAAAUAAAGGUGGAGUUUGGUGGUGAGAUGCCAGAUAAAUACAGUAGUGACGUGGAAGCAAAGGGAUAAAUGCUUUUAGAAUUUAUAUAUUAUAUACUUUUAUUAUGUAAAUUAGUUUUGAAGUUUCAGCAGUCAGGUGCUUUGUUUCUUAGUGAUGUGUAUAA
This is a messenger RNA of Paramisgurnus dabryanus, 1593 nucleotides long. NCBI's taxonomy places the organism in Eukaryota, Metazoa, Chordata, Actinopteri, Cypriniformes, Cobitidae. The record is from RefSeq and is a predicted model, not a curated record.